This is a messenger RNA of Phanerochaete carnosa HHB-10118-sp, 481 nucleotides long. RefSeq lists its product as uncharacterized. The transcript has 4 exons. The coding region runs from base 200 to 481 and encodes 93 amino acids. Lineage: Eukaryota; Fungi; Basidiomycota; Agaricomycetes; Polyporales; Phanerochaetaceae. The record is from RefSeq and is a predicted model, not a curated record.
GGCCGGUUCCACAGUGCGUCGCAUCAGGGACCACAGCCGCGCUAUCGGCGGCCCUCUCGCCUUUUGAUGGGCGCACGAUCGUGCAUGGGCAGUGUUUCAGAAUUGCCGCACCAGAGCUUACAUAUAUGCCUGGCCGGAAGCCAGACCUUGUCCUUCUAUCCCCCUGUCCACAACAUUUGUACGACGGCUCAAGCUAGCCAUGGCACACAUACCCGAACCGCAGCAGGAGCUGCCCACUGAGGUCGUGCAGACAAUAUAUCACGCGAAUUUGCUGCUCAUUACCGUAGCAGCUCUGCCGCUCUACGAGUAUACCAUCACCUUCAGGCAGGAAGUCGAAAUUGUAUGGAAGAGACAGCCAACGCUGGCAUCUGGUCUACUGCUAAUCACGCGAUGGAGCCUCGUCAUAGGGUCCAUAAUGCUUACUCUGCCUCAGCCCACACCAGAAGGUAUUAUAUUUGCGACUUAUGUGUAUCAGCACUAA